Molecule: messenger RNA, 3105 nt
Organism: Oncorhynchus nerka (sockeye salmon)
Lineage: Eukaryota; Metazoa; Chordata; Actinopteri; Salmoniformes; Salmonidae
Product: CREB3 regulatory factor-like
Exons: 11
Coding region: 472-1950 (492 amino acids)
Biological process (GO): regulation of transcription by RNA polymerase II; response to unfolded protein
Cellular component (GO): nucleus
Molecular function (GO): RNA polymerase II transcription regulatory region sequence-specific DNA binding; DNA-binding transcription factor activity, RNA polymerase II-specific
Source: RefSeq, a predicted model, not a curated record
CAGGACUAGCCCAAAUAUAUUUUGCGUCGAUAUACCAGAGGACCACAACAUAUCAUUAAUUCUUGUAAUUUGUGCGGUCUUGUGGAGAAGAACAUUGGUUUAUGUGGAUGUCACUUUGUUCCCCUGAUUGUAACUGCUGAAACAGUGGACGGCUGCUGGCUUCCAGAGCGCUCGCUGUCAGAACCGCGGGGCUGCGCGUUGACAGAUGACGGGGGCGCGCUUCAACAUCGGAAAAUGUGACACACCGUCCAUGCAGGAGGUGGACUCCAAUCAAGUUGUGGAAACAUCUCAAGGAUUAUCAAUGCAAACAGGAUGCACCUGAGCCCAAUUUCGAGUCUCAUAGCAAAGGGUCUGAAUACUUAAGAUGAUGUGAACUCUGACCUCUGGCGGUUGGUGUACUGAUGAUGACGAAGCUAACCGUACUAAACUUUUGACCCAUCCAACUGCCUCUGAACAGGUCCAAGCACCACCAUGCCUCAGCCAGGUAGCAGUGGGAUGGAGCCUGUCUUUGGUGAGGCCUAUGGGACCAACGGGUUAUCUGUGACCUUAGAGCCAUUCACCAUCUCUCCUACAGGGGGCAGUGCAGAGUCAGACAACUGUCCUAAGGGUGUGGUGGUGAUGUUGGGGGCCCCAGCCCUGUCCCUGUGUCGAGGCCAGCAGCCUGGAUGUGAGCUACUCAGUGAUCUCUUGGAGGAUGUGAUCACUGACGACACACACACCUCCGAGCGUCGCUGGGACAUCUCGGCCCUGGAUGACAUCACACACUACGCCAAAGGCAGCCCAGAGGGGCCACCACCGAGCUGCGAGUGCUCCUUCGUCUCACCUGAGGGAGGCAGAGAAAAACCAUGGUUAUCCCUAAGACCAGAUGACAGGCAGCCGAGGAACCCCACAGACCUCACACCCUGUGUAGGGUUGGGGGCUGGACACCUCCUCCUGGCUGGUAGAUAUCCGGAGUCCUGGAGCCAAGAGGCUGGAGGGCGGGAGAGUGAAGCUAGGGAAGGGCUGCAGCAGGUGGGGCAGGAAGAGAUGGUGCACAACUACUCUCUACAGAGUGAGCCAGACACUGAGUCUAGUCAAGGAACAGACAGCGAUAUUGAAGAGGAAGAGGAGGAGAAGGAGGAAGAUGGGAAAGAGGAAGAGGAGAAGGGGACAGAAGCCAUGGAGGAAGAGAAAGGGAAGGAAGAGGAGGAGCUUCAGUCCCAUAAGAGACAAAAGAAACGCCGGCGUUACUGGGAAUGUAGCCUCUUCAGUGAGGCAGACCUGGGGAGAGAUGGAGAGAAAGAGAGAUUGAGAGCCAAAUGGAGAGAUGGAGAGAAAGAUAGACGGAGAGCCGAAGAGAGAUAUGAAGAAAGAGAUGAAGAUAAAUAUGAAGGGGAUAUAAUCUGUGGCCCUAGCACCCUACCCACCACCAUGUGCCUGAAAGAGGGGACCUCCACCAAUGGUAAGCGAGGCCAGAGAAAAGCCCGUCGUACAGAUGCCAGUGACCUGACCCCCAGCCCUGGGAAGCUACAGAGCUUGGGAGAGCAGCUCCAUACACUCAGCUCUGCUCUGGAGGGCCUGACUCCUGUCAGUGACCUGCCUGUUACUGCCAGGACCCCAACACGAAAGGAGAGGAACAAACUGGCCUCCAGAGCGUGUCGGCUAAAGAAGAAAGCCCAGCAUGAGGCCAACAAAAUCAAACUGUGGGGUCUGAACCAGGAGUAUGAUGGCCUGUUGUGGGCAGUGCUGCAGAUAAAGGAGCUGAUCCGCCAGAGAGUGGAGAGCAGAGAGGGAGACACAGAGAGAGGAUGUCUGAGAGAGAGACUGGAGGACAUUCUGAAGGAAUCAACUGGGCCACGUGUAGCAGGACGAGGCAAAGCGUUUGUGGAGAGGAUCUUGAAGAACCCUGCCGGGGGACAGAACACCAGAGAGACUAAGGGAGAUGGAGGGUCAUCAGACCCUAGCCACUAACCUCUUCUCCCCACCAGAGUCACUAUCCCGCCCCUUCUUGCUUCACUUUGCACUUUCUAACAUGGAGAGAAGGUAGGAUAGGCAGGCAGGCAGACAGACAGAUAGAGAGCAUCUGCUGUGCCUCUAGCUGUUACAGUAUAGCUGAUGAGUGUCUCAGAACAUUAACGUCUGGCAUGUUUGUUUAAGAUUGUGUGUGUAAGGGAGGAAGUGUGCAUAAUUUCAGUGUAUCUAUUGCAUUAUGUACUAUAGUAUAUACCAUCGUGCCUAAAGGAGGACACUGUGUGCUGCUAGCUAGUCGUAGUUAUACACUAUAAUGGAAGAACAGGGAGAGGAGUGACAGUGAGUAUGGUGCUUAUAACAGUGGACAUGAUGACUAAGCUGUUUAUCUUGACGUCCAUUUUGAAUCGUACUGUAAACCAAAAGUGCAUAGAUAAACAAACAGACAGACAGGGGGAAGGACUUUGGCAUCACGUGAAUGUUGCACAGUGCUUCUCAAAGAUGCUGAAUGCUGCUUGCAUAGUCGUUUUAUAUGUCUCUGCAUUCCUUACAAAGUAAAUUAUGUUUCUCUACAGAUCCUCUUUAAAACUGAUGUCAUAAUGUACUGUACUUCUCUACAGAGGAACCUGUGUAGAGGAUAAAAAUAACCUUAAACCAGGGAAACUCCCAUCCUCAGGAGGGCCCUGUGUUUUCUGGUUUAUUUUCUUCCUGCAAAUCAGUGACUGGACUGCUACCUGGGAAACCUGGGCCCAUGUUCACAAAGAGUCUCGGAGUGCUGAUCUAGGAUCAGUAGAUCAUAAUUAAUAGGAUUACGUGGACAGGGGGGGACCUAAUCCUAGAUCAGCAUUCCUUCCCUGAGACACUUUUUUAACAUGGGCCCAGGCGUGUCUUCUCUCUGCAAUGAGUGAUUAAGUGCCACAGGGAGAAGAGAGAACAGCACUGCAUCCCUGAUUACCAUAGUUGUCCAUCCAUGUCCUAAACCCACAGUACUGUAACUGUUAGAGAGAUCCACAUCAAUGGUUUCAAAUCUGAUUCAUAUAUUUCAUAUCUGAUUAAUCUAUCUGAUUUUUCAUCUGAUUCAUCUAUAUAGGUCCACUGUGCUUUUUGUAGCCUGUGCCUUUGAAUGGUCUUUGAGAGCAAUAUAUUAAUAGCACACCA